UUCAAAUAUUUGUAAGCAAAAUGCACAACAGCUAAGAGGCGGUGUGUUCAGUCUUCGGUGGCGGUUUCUGGUUAGCGGGAGUGCUCGUUGACUAACAAACAAAACGCGGUCCACACUAGAGAGAGCACCGUCCGUCGGGUCAGGUGAAUCGCUAGUGGCUGCGACUCGCGCUCCGAAUUUUCCGGCUUCCGUGAGCAUAUGGAACGCUGAAUGCACUCGUUUUGUCCGAGUUUGUCGCGCGCGCUCGUUCGGUAAAAUGACAGACAGAUGGGUAGGUUAGGUAGGCGGCGCAUUUGAGUGGGUUGACGGGACGAAGGUGGAAAAUUGAUUUUCUCCUCGGGAGGAUCGCGCGCGGUACUACUACUACUGCUUCUGCUGCUGCUGCUGCUUUUGCCUUCUGCUCGGUUAUUGCUAUCAGCACAUCUACGUCAACAUAUUCAUCGUGCAGGAGUUGCUACUGAGGAGAAACGUGUUUGUAGGACGUCACUUGCCAGGAUGAACGUUCUAUGGUCGUGUGGAUUGUAUAACAUCAAUUGGCGAUAGCCUCUACGGCCUCGGCAGAACAACAAACGGCUCGACUCAAACAGACGAGACCAAACAGUCCAAGCGAGUGGGUGGUUGGCGACAGAAGAACGGAGUGUUUUCACCUUUUUGGCUUCGUCGAUUGCGGUCGGCCGGUCGAACUGAAAGUUCGGUGCUUCGUUAUUGGGGUUUUCGCAGCCGAGCUAGGUUGUAGCUCGGGUCGUGCUCUUUUACAAAGAUAGUACGGAAAAUUAGCCAUCCAUUUACUAGCCCUUAGCCCGUCGUGUGCAUUGUAGUGUGAUUGUUUUAUUUACCAGCCAGUGAAGACGUGGUGCUUUGGAAAAAAAAAGUUCUACGAAGUUUACUAGCGAUGGUUUUGGCCUUUUAACUGGGAAAGUUCAGCAGAAGGUGCAAAUUCGACAGCUUUCGAAACAGCAUAAUCGUGCACCGAAGAGGAAGAAAAAUUCGCAUAAUACAGUAUACGAAAGGAAGAGAAAAUCGAUUCAAGUGUGUUUAUUUUUCAAGUGAAUCCGAAAAGCACUCUAGUGCUUAUUAUUCAACUUCUGAAAUAAUAGAAAGAAAUUUCUGAAAGUGUUUGUUCUGAUUGCAUUGGAGAAGAGACAGUGUAGUGCGUGCUGGUGUCGGGUCAGGUCUGAAUGUUGAAAAUGUCCUCGAUAUCCGCUCAAGGAGUGGUUGAGCGUGCCUCGGCCGAGCUUUCCAAGCGCAUCAAUGGCCUUGGCCUGCGCUCGAAGCACCACCAUAGCAGCGGAAGCAGUAAAUCUGGAGAGAAGACAAGCGUGAUGGAACGCGUCACAAACGUGCUCUGUGGUGGGUCCAGUAGCAACAACAGCAAUUCUGCACAAUCGGUCAAUGCCGGGGGUGCUCCUGAGAAGCCCUCUCGAAUAUCCGGUGGCUCCACCAGCAGUGUUGCGAACAGUGGGAAGGGCUCUUCAAGUAGUAAAUCGCAAUCAAACACACCCCAAUCUACCCGUAAAAUAGCGCAUCACCAUCAGCAUCACGCUGGAGGUGGUGUCAACAUGAACCACCACGCUUCCAACAUGCAUAGUGGUAAAUUAAUUGCAGCUGCACCGCCGCCACCGCAGAUUGUUACGAUUGAGCAGCUGCUGCAGGAUGAGCGUUUUCUGAAUCGGUUCUUCCUGUACUUCUCGUCAUUCGAACGUUGCACCUUAGCUCAGGUUUGUCAGAAGUGGCGCGACAUGCUGUACCGUUCGCCGCGCUACUGGAGUGGCCUGGUGCCGGUUCUGUUGUGCCGCGAACUGCGUCAAACGUCCAACCAAGAUCGUGUGAAGCUGUAUAAUUCGCUGAUACGUCGCAGUUUCCACGCUGUGUGUUUGAUGGGAGCCACGGAUGAGGACGCAUUGGAUCUUGUGCAUUCGUUUCCGCUUGCAUCAAAGCACGUACAUUCGCUUAGUUUACGAUGCUCGUCGAUCAGCGAUCGAGGAUUAGAGGCGCUAUUGGAUCAUUUACAGUCACUAUUCGAACUGGAACUCGCCGGGUGCAAUGAAAUCACCGAAGCUGGACUUUGGGCUUGCCUAACACCUCGGAUAGUGUCCCUCUCGCUGGCGGAUUGCAUAAAUGUAGCGGACGAAGCGGUCGGAGCCGUAGCACAACUGUUGCCUUCAUUGUACGAAUUUUCCCUGCAGGCGUACCACGUAACGGAUGCAGCCCUUGGUUAUUUUUCACCGAAGCAAAGCCACAGCCUAAGCAUCUUGCGGUUACAGUCCUGCUGGGAGCUCACCAACCAUGGAGUCGUAAAUAUUGUGCACUCGUUGCCUCAUCUAACAGUAUUAUCGCUCUCCGGCUGCAGUAAAGUGACGGACGAUGGCGUGGAACUGAUCGCGGAAAACCUCCAGAAGUUGCGUGCGCUAGACCUGUCAUGGUGUCCGCGGAUAACGGACGCCGCCCUCGAGUACAUCGCCUGUGAUCUCAACCAGUUGGAAGAACUUACACUCGAUCGGUGCGUACACAUCACCGACAUCGGUGUCGGCUACAUCUCGACGAUGCUCUCCCUGUCAGCCCUUUUCCUGCGUUGGUGUACGCAGAUUCGCGACUUUGGCCUGCAGCAUCUGUGCUCGAUGCGGAACCUCCAGGUGCUAUCGUUGGCCGGCUGCCCUCUGCUCACCUCUUCGGGCCUGUCCAGCCUGAUACAGCUGCGCCACCUACAGGAGCUCGAGCUAACCAACUGCCCCGGAGCGUCACAGGAGCUGUUCGACUACCUGAGGGAGCACCUGCCCCGCUGCUUACUUAUUGAAUAAUUGACCGAACCUUCGUUGAGUUGGUCAGUAUGGACGUUUCUGUUAUGUUUUUCUGGAAUACUUCUGUGAAUAGAAACGGCAUAAACCGUAGUUUUUUGACUGUUUUGAUAAUCGUAAGCCCUUUCCAAGUAUGUCGAAAAAAGAGUAGAGAUUAGUGGAAACUAAAAGCAAGUAACUUUACCUGAAGCAAACAAACCCUAAUAGGCUUCGCUAAACGCCUGCAAAGUAGUUAUUUAUAGGUUGAUAUAUUGUUUAAAAUUUGAAGCCAUGGAAAGGCUUCUAGUUUGAAUUUGUAUAUUGAGAAUUAAUUUUAAAAUUGUGAAGUGUAAAAACAUGGUCUUUCUUAAACCAAAAAUCAAAACUUAUUUUGGUGUAAACCUCUAAAAAAAAUAUUGGUGUCUUGCCCUACGAAUGGAUACGGUAAAUCGUGCAAUUAGUGAUUUCAUUGCCCUUAAAACAUCAUUAUUACUAUUAACAACGCCGUUUUUUUUUUAUGUUCCCAAAUCGCUUGCCAUUCAGCUUUUCACGUUCGUGGAUUGAAAAAAAAAAAUCAUUCAUUAGCACCAAUUUCACACUAAAUUUUCUGAGUGCGCGAUUCAUGCGGUGACUUGUCCGAGAAGAACGCGAAAACAAUUGACCGUUCCCGUCAAAAAAUGUUAUUCACUCAAUCGAUUCUUUAUUUUAUUUAAGGUAAACUUUCUUUAAAACAAAACAUAUUUCUACGCCUCCAAGUAUUUUUAAAAUUCAAAACAAAAAAUCAAAAAAGGUCCUGUUUUACGAAAUUUGCCUUACAUUUGCCCGACUUUGAACGAACAAUGGGUGAAUUGUUCAGGCCGGUUCACACAUGCACUUUUUCGGUAUUUGUUUUCGAUUUUUAAAAUAGUUAGAGGCUUAUGGUUUCUUCGGAACAGUUGAACAGUUGAAAUGAGCCAAAGAAUCGACUGAGACUGAGGUUAUGCUCAGCAGAGUUAAGAGCCCCACACAUAGCAUACGUUUGCGUUGCGUUUGACACAUUUCCCAUGGGAAAACUGUCAAACGCAACGCAAACGUAUCCUAUGUGCGGAGCUCUUUAGCGCAAUAUUGUCGUGGACUUUUCUUUAAAGAAUUGUAUUUUCCUGGCGCAGCAAGUAGCCGCAAUAAAUAGGUGCCUUUUUGGGUCGGGGUUUCUGCACGGUGUGCGUUCGGAAUAUGGUGGAUUCAAUACAGCAUGAUUUUAAGCCAUCCUAACCAUGGAUGCAUCCUAACCGAUCGUGGAAAGCCGAAUAAUAUUGCGCGAUAAACAUGAUAAUUUUCAGCAAACAUAAAAUUGUUUUUGGCGACCUGACAAAUCGAAAUGCUCGAAGAAAUAAUUUUAGAAAAGUCAUUAAUAAGUUGAAAUUAUGCAAUUGAAACAUUGAUUAAGGUUCUGUUAGUAAACUAAACGAUGCGGUAUGUAGUGUUCUUUAUGUUCCAUGUUCAAAUGUCGCGAAGAACACUGUCAAAUAUGUUGAAAAUGUAAUUCUUGGAUAUGAAAACCAUAGACAAAAUGAAUGAUUGUUGUAAUGCGAUACGGCUGUGUAGAUAAAAAAAUGUGUAAACAAAUCAGUUAGAUUAGGCUAUCCUACUAAUUACAACUACGUCAGGUCUGGUGAGUGUGCAAUUUUAAUUAAUGCUGCGGAUGAUAAAAAUAAUGAUUUUUUUUAACACUGGGUCUAUUGUUUGGAAAAGCGCUUUGAACCCAUAAAUUUAAAUGAUACUUAGCGCUUAAACGGAAAAUAGAAAAUUAAACUAUAUAUGAAGUAUAACAAUCCAAAUAAAACAAACUUGUUAUGAAAAAUUUACUAUUGCAAAGAUAUUGCAAUUCAAUGGUGAGAGAAUUUGGUGUAAAUAUUUUUUUUAAAUAUAAGCGGAAAAUGCCAGUUGUUGAUCGUAUAUGUAGAGUCCUAAUAUAUUACGAAACCAAACCAAAACUUAUGCCCUUAAACCAGUUUCUUACCAAUAUGAGCAAUCCCAAAGAAGUGCGACUAAACGUAAGAGCCUAAACUGUACACUAAACCAUGAGCGAGAAAAGAAGCUAAUUAGAAGUUGCGAAAAGAGUAGCGCACUCUCUAGCAUUAACCAAAGUCGAGAUCAAAGUGAGAAAGACCGCCCAAGUCUGACUGAUUUUUCGAGCUCCUUAUAAACUAAAUCGUUAUUCAGUGAAGCGCGUGAAGAAGCUACACACUCUAUAUGCAACUACCUUAGGCGCGAUCACCAUUUUCAAAUACCAUCACUUCACUGUUAGGCAAGUAGGUAUGAAUGCUUGUCUUUCUUAUUGUUUUGGUUAGAAAAUGUGAAUAUUUUCAUAGCAAUUAGCAAGAAAGUGAACAGAUUAUUUCUUUCUCACACUUUUUCUCUCAUACACACAUACAUUUUGCUAUCAACAGCGUUUUUAUGAAAACUGAACAAACAAAAAUAGUAAAGGUGAAUAUUUCCAAGAAAUGUAACAAAUAGAAUUCUAUAUUACAAUAACUAUUACAUGAUAAUGAAAUAUAAUUACAAAACCAGAAUGCUGAUACAAACUGAUGAAAAGUUCUUUCA
This is a messenger RNA of Armigeres subalbatus, 5357 nucleotides long. Its product is annotated as F-box/LRR-repeat protein 16. Gene Ontology annotation, molecular function: protein binding. Gene Ontology annotation, cellular component: SCF ubiquitin ligase complex. The record is from RefSeq and is a predicted model, not a curated record. Lineage: Eukaryota; Metazoa; Arthropoda; Insecta; Diptera; Culicidae. Gene Ontology annotation, biological process: SCF-dependent proteasomal ubiquitin-dependent protein catabolic process. The transcript has 7 exons. Bases 1179 to 2798 code for a protein of 539 amino acids.